Leptosia nina is the source of this 1479-nucleotide messenger RNA. NCBI's taxonomy places the organism in Eukaryota, Metazoa, Arthropoda, Insecta, Lepidoptera, Pieridae. The record is from the annotation of a GenBank genome assembly.
AUGGCUGCAAGGUCGAGGCCGCGGCUGCAGCACCCGAUCGAUGCAUAUGAAUACGAACCGGAAGCACACGACCGAGCUGGCGAAAGGGUUGUCCUAGUGUCUCCGGACGCAUACGAUCUCUACCAAGCGCAAGACCGUGUCGACGAAGAGUACGAGCCUCGCGCAGUCCACAGGCCACAACCCCGGUUGAAGCAGAACCAGGUUCAAGAAGGACCUAAGCAGCCGCCUGUGCAGACCAUCAGAAAUUACAAUAAGGUAAAUGAUGACGGCAGUUUCACCUUCGGCUACGAAGCAGCCGACGGAUCUUUCAAGGAGGAGACAAGGGGAACCGACUGCGUGGUUCGCGGCAAAUACGGUUACAUCGACCCAGAUGGCAACAAACGAGAGUUCACAUAUGUUUCUGGUAAUCCGUGCGAUCCAAAUAAGCCCAACGAGGAAGAUGAGCCAGAGGCCCAAGCACCAGAAUCCGCAGAGCGCGACGACGGCGUACCUAAUUACCCGACCAGGCCAGCGCUUCGACCCACGACCGCCCGACCGACGACUACUUACUUCCAAAACGACUUCAGAGAUGCCGACGAGGAACCCGAAGAAGAACCCCUGCAAAACCUUAGGCCACGUGUUGUGCAGAGACCGCAACCGGCUCGACCAUUGCGACCGGCCUACCAAGCUCAACAAAUUGCUAUCACCCCUCGUCCUCUUCCAGCUACUACCGCAAGAGCACUUCCUCCAGCGACCACGUUCAGACCUCAACUCGUCCAGGUGACGGCCAGGCCACAAAUUCAAUACAGCCCCGAACCCAACUAUGCUCCUUCUCCCACUCCUAACUACGCACCGGCUCCUUCACCGGCCGCACCGACUAGAGCUAGUCAGAUAGACUUUGCUGCUGAAUUCGCUAAGUUCCACCGUGAAAACCAAAUCCAAUCGACAACGCCCGCCGCUCUCAGCCCGACGAGAACUACAGCCGCCGCUAGCCCAUCUCCUAGCGGAAACCCUCUGUACUCAACCGAAUUAAUCUACGACCCUUCCAGUGGGCAAUACAACACGCAACUAUUCCAAGCGCUCCCGCAGACCAAGGGAGAGUUGAAUCUCAACCAGAGACUGCAGCCGUUCGUGGCUCAGCCACAGCCGCAAGCCCAGAGACCGUUUAUCCCGUCCCCACAGAUCCCAGUGGGAGCGAGCCCCGUGUACAGGCAACCGAUCCAGCAAUCGAAUCCGCAAGAGUUGUAUCAGAGGCAGCAAGCCGAGUCUCAGUUCCAGAACUCAGCGCAGCUGUUUGCUCAGCAACAGCAGAUUCAGCAGAGCCAGCUGCAGCGUGACAGGGCGGCCGCGCGCGCCCAAGCACAGAGACUUACGAUCCAGCCCCAGCACCAAGCCCAAAGAGCGCAGACGCCUCAGUACUACUACGUGCCGAGGGGCGGCGAGUCCAUAUCGUCCGGCCAGAUCGACGCGUUCCUGAGAGGACACGGCAUCCAAAUAUAG